AUGGUUAGUGUUAAUUCAACAGGUAAUAUUACAAAGGCAUCUUAUUUAGAUGGUUUUUGUCAUCUUACACUUAAUAACUGUCACCAAAAAUGUGGUGAUUUUCAAUGCAUUCCUGUAAAUAGAUGCAAUGGUGUUAACGGAGAAUUUUUUGUCUGUUCAUUUUUUGAUCCAAAACUUUUGAUGUACAUUAUGUUAACAUCAUUUAUGGUUGUAUUAUUGUGCUGUUCAUCUAUUGUUGCUUGUUAUGUUUGUAGGUAUGCUAAAAAAUCAUUUGACCAGGCACAUUAUGUGGAUGGACAUAUAGUAUUAAAUGGAGUUUCUAAUAUAAAUACAUUACCUCAUCAAAAUUACACGACUGUUAAAGUACCACCACGACCAGAAAAUAUUUAUUAA
Strongyloides ratti is the source of this 393-nucleotide messenger RNA. RefSeq lists its product as hypothetical. Lineage: Eukaryota; Metazoa; Nematoda; Chromadorea; Rhabditida; Strongyloididae. The record is from RefSeq and is a predicted model, not a curated record. The transcript has 2 exons. Bases 1 to 393 code for a protein of 130 amino acids.